Messenger RNA from Drosophila erecta, 1898 nucleotides. RefSeq names its product leucine-rich repeat-containing protein 15. The coding region runs from base 12 to 1859 and encodes 615 amino acids. Gene Ontology annotation, molecular function: protein binding. The transcript is spliced from 5 exons. The record is from RefSeq and is a predicted model, not a curated record. Gene Ontology annotation, cellular component: plasma membrane. NCBI's taxonomy places the organism in Eukaryota, Metazoa, Arthropoda, Insecta, Diptera, Drosophilidae.
ACGCUGUAGAGAUGUCGCUGGGAGUAUGGCAAUUGGUCAGUUUAAUCUUGCUGAUGGAUCCGGCCGAGGUGAUCACGGGAUCUUCACAGGCAAAGGAGCUGCCCAUCCAGAGUCUGGAUGAGUUCCGGCAGAGGUACCUACUCCCUCUCAUCUCCUCGGACACAAGAAACUGCAGUCUGAAUGCAUGUGAAUCGCUGGGCAUUGUGUCACAGCUCUUGAUGCUCAUCAACUCCAUGCCAAAUGGAACCCAGUUUGCUGCGAACGAUAAGAAGCCAUACAAGCCCAAGGCGAAUGGCCAUAAUGAUGGAGAUGGCAAUGGCGGGCAGAUAAAUGCCAUGUCUCAUUUGGCCAAUUUCGAUCUGGUGAAGCGGGUGCGACAGAUCGAGAGUCGCCUCCGAUCCGUGGAGCAGCCCGUCUGGCACUUGGCCACUGGCAGCCAAAUCGAAUGGAAUCACUGCACCUCAGGUGUGUGUCGCUGCAAUCCGGACACCAAGAGCUUCACCUGCUGGAAUACCAAUCUCAAAUCAGUGCCUGUCACUCAGGUGAUACCCAUGAAUAUGGUCAACAUAGAUCUUUCGCGGAACAUCCUUUCCACCCUGCACAAGGAUACCUUUCGAGGACUGACAGUGCUGAAAGAGUUGGAUAUAUCACACAAUGUUCUCGAUUUUCUGCCCUUCGAUUUGUUCCAGGAUCUGGAUAGUCUCUUGGUUUUGCGCAUUCAAAACAACCAGCUGGAGGAUAUUGAUCAUCGCACCUUCUGGAAGCUUCGAAAUCUGAAUAUUCUGGAUCUGAGCAAAAACGAAAUCGGCAUGCUACCCGAAUCGAUAUUUUACCACGCCCAAAGGCUCACCGUGAUUAAUAUGUGCGACAAUCAGAUCCAGAACUUUCCACCCAAUCUCCUGCGAGAUCAGCUAAUGCUGGAGGAGCUGGAUAUGUCCAGGAACAAAAUCAGCGAGCUCAGUUCGGGCAGCAUUAGGUAUCUGACCAAGCUGAAGACCCUGGACUUUGGAUGGAACCAAAUAUCCAAGAUUGAUGAUGACUUCUUUGCGGGCCUAAGGAGCCUGCGAACUCUUUCGCUGCAUAACAAUCGCAUCUCUUCGCUGUCGGGUACCAUAUUCAAUAAUUUGGCCAAUUUGGUCACCCUUGAUUUGACCACGAACCGAAUAAGCCAUAUGGAUGGCAAUGCCUUUGUGGAGCUGAAUAACCUGAAUGAAUUGUUUCUGGGCCAGAACUCCAUGUCCAGCAUUCCGGCUGAUCUUUUCCUGAACGUUAGUGCCCUCACACGCUUGACACUAUUUUCCAAUAACCUGACAACCUUGGAAGCCGACGACUUCCAGGGAUUGAGUAACCUGAAGAUUUUGCUGCUUAACAAUAACAUACUGAAAAGUUUCGAUGCCCGCGCCUUUGAGCCUCUUUCACAAUUGGAAAAACUCCGCAUUGACUCCAACAAGCUGAUGUUCCUGCCCCACGGAUCACUUCACGGCCUGGAAAAUUUGGUGGCCGUCAAGCUGGACAAGAAUCCCUGGCACUGCGAUUGCCGAGCCCUGUACUUGGCCAGGUGGAUACGGGAGUUUGUGCUGAAACUGUGGGACGGACAGCAACCCAUGUGCCGAGGUCCUGGCGAUCUGGGAGGCCACGAAGUGGGUCUGCUGCGCUACGAUGACCUCUGCGAUGGCCAGUGGGCCAGCAUGUUGUCCCUUUCGCCACGGCUUCCGGUUCGAAAGCAUCAGAUAUCCACGCCGAUGAACUACACAGACUACUUCAAUCUGUAUCUGAAGCACAUCUACAAUGGCACUACGGAUGAGGAGCUCAAGGAGGCCGAUAUAACCAGCGUGGCCAUCAAGAAGGUGCAUAACUAGGCCUCAGGUGGAACAUCUGAAGACAUUAUACACCUUAUA